UUCUAUAGCUUGCUCCCUGAAAAGACAGUUUCUUGUCUGCAGGUUGAGAGUUCCCCACAUCAACGAAGCGCAUCAUCAAAAACUUCCGGAGAUCUAAUUCCCUUCACCAAACUGUAGCAAAUCAGAUCUCAAACGGAGCGAAAAGCAGCUAUGGAGAAGUCGUGCACUCUGUUGGUGCACUUCGACAAGGGCUCCCCAGCCAUGGCGAAUGAGAUCAAGGAAGCUUUGGAAGGGAAUGACAUUGAAUCCAAGAUUGAAGCCUUGAAGAAGGCGAUUAUGCUGUUGCUUAAUGGGGAAAGCAUUCCACAGCUUUUCAUCACACUUAUACGCUAUGUGCUACCCUCUGAUGACCACACCAUCCAGAAGCUUCUCCUUCUUUAUUUGGAGAUCAUCGACAAGACUGAUUCACGAGGUAAAGUUCUUCCGGAGAUGAUUCUUAUUUGCCAGAACCUCCGCAACAACCUUCAGCACCCCAACGAGUAUAUUCGCGGCGUCACGCUCCGGUUUCUCUGCCGUAUAAACGAGACCGAGAUCAUAGAGCCGCUGAUCCCUUCCAUUCUCACCAAUCUGGAGCAUCGCCAUCCAUUCGUCCGGCGGAAUGCGGUGCUUGCCGUCAUGUCUGUUUACAAACUUCCUCAAGGGGAGCAAUUACUGGAUAGUGCACCUGAGAUCAUCGAGAAGUUCUUGACCUCUGAGCAGGACAACUCCAGUAAGAGAAAUGCUUUUCUCAUGCUCUUUAAUUGUGCCCAAGAAAGGGCCAUCAAUUACCUCUUUACCAACAUCGAUAAGAUGAAUGAUUGGGGGGAGCAGCUUCUGAUGGUUGUCUUAGAGUUAAUUAAGAAGGUUUGCCGGGCCAAUAAGGCCGAGAAAGGCAAAUAUAUUAAGAUAAUUAUAGCUUUGUUGAAUGCCCCGUCAACUGCGGUUGUUUAUGAGUGUGCUGGAACUCUUGUGUCUCUUUCCUCAGCUCCCACGGCUAUUAGAGCCGCUGCAAAUACUUACUGCCAGCUUUUGCUGUCCCAAAGUGAUAACAACGUAAAGCUUAUUGUUCUUGAUAGGCUUAAUGAGCUUAAGACAUCUCAUAGGGAGAUCAUGGUCGAACUAGUAAUGGAUGUGCUUCGAGCACUUUCCAGCCCAAAUCUUGAUAUUAGGAGGAAAACUAUAGAUAUUGCCCUUGAAUUGAUUACUCCUAGGAAUAUUGAUGAAGUCGUUAUGUUGCUGAAGAAGGAGGUGGUGAAGACUCAAAGUGGAGAGCAUGAGAAGAAUGGAGAAUAUAGGCAAAUGCUGGUGCAGGCUAUACAUACAUGUGCAAUUAAGUUCCCCGAGGUCGCCAGUACAGUGGUACAUCUCUUGAUGGAUUUCUUGAGCGAUACCAACGUGGCUUCAGCAAUGGAUGUUGUUGUUUUUGUACGUGAGAUCAUUGAAACUAAUCCCAAAUUGCGAGUUUCCAUCAUCACCAGACUGUUGGAUACAUUCUAUCAGAUUCGUGCAGCAAGGGUGUGUUCUUGUGCACUUUGGAUCAUUGGAGAGUACUGUCUCUCGCUCUCUGAAGUUGAGAGUGGAAUCUCUACGAUCAAAAAUUGCCUUGGUGACCUUCCUUUCUACACAGCUUCAGAGGAAGGAGAGGCACAAGAGUCUUCAAAAAGCUCACUGCAAGUUAGCUCAACCACAGUAUCCUCUAGACGGCCUGCCAUUCUUGCUGAUGGGACCUAUGCUACCCAAAGUGCGGCUCUUGAAACUGCAAUGUCCCCACCAACCCUUGUUCAGGGAUCCCUAUCCUCUAUGGGAAAUUUGAGAUCCUUAAUUCUUUCUGGCGACUUUUUCCUUGGUGCAGUUGUGGCUUGCACACUUACAAAGCUUGUUUUGAGACUAGAGGAGGUUCAGCCUUCCAAAGUCGAAGUGAACAGAGCCUUCACUCAGUCAUUAUUGAUCAUGGUUUCCAUGUUGCAACUGGGUGAAUCUUCAUUUCUUCCUCAUCCAAUUGAUAAUGAUUCACGUGACAGGAUUGUCCUCUGUAUUAGAUUGCUAAGCAAUACAGGCGAUGAAGUGAGGAAGAUAUGGUUGCAAUCUUGCAGACAGAGCUUUGUGAAAAUGCUAGCUGAAAAGCAACGCCAUGAAACCGAAGAGAUAAAAGCCAGGGCUCAGAUAUCUCAUGCACAGCCAGAUGAUUUAAUUGAUUUUUACCACUUAAAAAGCAGGAAGCCUGUUUAUGCAGAAGCUUAUGUCACUGUUCAUCAUUAUGACAUUGUUCUUGAUGUUACAGUUAUUAACAGAACCAAAGAGACUCUUCAGAACUUGUGCCUUGAGUUGGCCACUAUGGGUGACCUCAAACUUGUYGAACGSCCUCAAAACUAUACGCUUGCUCCAGAGUCAAGCAGACAAAUAAAGGCUAACAUCAAGGUUUCUUCUACUGAAACAGGAGUCAUAUUUGGUAACAUUGURUAYGAGACWUCUUCUAAUGUGCUCGAGAGAACAGUCAUAGUUCUUAAUGAUAUCCACAUUGAUAUAAUGGAUUACAUUUCUCCUGCAUCCUGUACUGAUGUGGCAUUUAGAGCAAUGUGGGCUGAAUUUGAGUGGGAAAACAAGGUUGCUGUGAACACAAUAAUUCAAGAUGAGAAGGAAUUUCUAAAUCACAUUAUGAAGUCGACUAAUAUGAAGUGCCUGACACCAAUAUCGGCAUUGGAAGGCGAAUGUGGUUUUCUUGCUGCUAACCUUUAUGCAAAGAGUGUUUUUGGAGAAGAUGCUUUGGUGAAUGUGAGCAUUGAAAAGCAAUCAGAUAGCAAGUUGAGUGGGUACAUCAGGAUAAGAAGCAAGACUCAAGGUAUUGCUCUCAGUCUCGGAGAUAAGAUCACUUUGAAACAGAAGGGAGGCUCAUGAACAUUCAAAUUUGAUUAAUAAUAUUUGGAAUUUUGCUUCAACCUCUCACUGUAUUGCCUGCCCUCCUUUGCGGCCAUUCGAACUCGUUGCCAUUUUAUUUUCUUUUACUGCUCAUUUUUUAUUUAGACCUUGAGAUAUCUUGCUCUUUCUAGAAAGAGGGAUCUGUUAUUAUGUGUUAGUGUCCACAAACAAGUGGCAAUUUUAUGCUGUCUUUAUUCUUUUUCGUCCUCUUUUUGUAGUUAUUGUGGACUACAGAGUAUCUUCUACAGAUAAAUUUUUGUUGAUCUUUUUACAUGAUUUAGAUGUCUGUUCGUCAAACUAAUAGUAUGGAAAAUUAAUAACAAGUUAUUGAGAACUG
Molecule: messenger RNA, 3232 nt
Organism: Momordica charantia (bitter melon)
Lineage: Eukaryota; Viridiplantae; Streptophyta; Magnoliopsida; Cucurbitales; Cucurbitaceae
Source: RefSeq, a predicted model, not a curated record